CUCAGACUAUUUUUUAUUAGAAUUUAUUUUUUCCUGAAGCUCAGGUCUGUGCCUUUAUUCUUGUUUAUGAGCAACGGAUGAGUCAUCAACCAGAAGUUGAAGAUUCACCCACCAUUUUUGUCCCUUUAAAUACACCUGCAUUGUACAGGGUUGAUCAACUCAAAGGGUUUUUUCAAUCUCUGGAAAGUAGAGCAUUCCAGAUCACUUGUUGCAGACUCAAUUGCAGCACUUUCAGAAAUAUGAAGAGCCAACUCCAAGAACAUGUUAUCGGAAUCCCAGUCAGCUGCCAAUAUGAUAAGCCAUCUCUUUCAAAUGGCUCUGGGGCAAUCAUCCAAAAAAAAUGGGAUUCCACAAAUUACAGGAUCAAAAAAAACAGGAAGAAGGCAGACAAUUUUGUGGAUGGAGUCCGAGAGCAUGUGAGAUUAGGGCCUAAGUUCUCUGAAACGGUGAAGGGAAAGUUGAGCUUGGGGGCUAGGAUUCUUCAAGUUGGAGGAGUGAAGAGAGUUUUCAAGCAAAUUUUUGGUGUUGAAGGAGAGAAGCUGUUGAAGGCUUCCCAAUGCUACUUAUCAACAACAGGAGGCCCUAUAGCUGGUCUCCUCUUUAUCUCUUCUCAGAAGAUUGCCUUUUGCAGUGAUAGAUCAAUCAAAUUCUCUUCUCCAAAUGGUGAAUUGAUUAGGAUCCAUUACAAGGUCUCUAUCCCACUGAGAAAGAUAAAAAGAGCCAACCAAAGCGAGAAUGUGAAAAAUCCAUCUCAGAAGUACAUGGAAAUCGUUACUGUGGAUAACUUUGACUUCUGGUUUAUGGGAUUCUUGAAUUAUCAGAAAGCUUUCAGCUACCUCCAACAGGCACUCUGUGAAGCGCAGAAUCUGGUUGAGAAGUGAUUCAAAGUUUCUUCCCCCAACUUCUACAAAUGUAUUUACAUGAAUCUGAUAAGGAUCUGUACAGUCAGAGGCUUUGUACAAAUUUUUUGCUAAUGAGAAAUUGAUCUCCAAUUUUUCAACCAUAUUUUCUAUUCAGUGCAUGGAACAAGUUCUUCCAAAGUGACUAUUGUUUUAGUACUA
Messenger RNA from Vitis riparia (riverbank grape), 1061 nucleotides. Its product is annotated as GEM-like protein 4. The record is from RefSeq and is a predicted model, not a curated record. Lineage: Eukaryota; Viridiplantae; Streptophyta; Magnoliopsida; Vitales; Vitaceae. The transcript has 4 exons. Bases 78 to 881 code for a protein of 267 amino acids.